CAGUAGUUUGUAAGUGAAGGCAAUGAACAGAAACCUUUCUCUCUGCAGGAGGCAUCUGCAGGAAUCUAAAGCUGGCAGUUCUUAUGAUUGUGUGUUUCUAACCAAGAGAUGCGUUUGGUUUUUUCCCCUCUGCAGCCAUGAUGGGACCAAGACCAGUAGUUCUCAGUGGCCCAUCGGGUGCAGGAAAGAGCACUUUGUUAAAAAUGCUGCUUAAAGACUACGGCAAUGUCUUCGGCUUCAGUGUCUCUCAUACCACAAGGCAGCCAAGAGUCGGAGAAGUGAAUGGCAAAGAGUACCACUUUGUGACCAGAGAACAAAUGCAGAAAGAAAUUGAUGCUGGCGAAUUCAUUGAGCAUGCAGAGUUCUCUGGAAACAUGUAUGGAACAAGUAAAGCUGCGGUGCAGGCCGUGCAGGCACGGAACCAGAUCUGCGUCCUGGAUAUCGACUUGCAGGGCGUCAAGAACAUUAAGAAAACUGACCUGAAACCGAUCUACAUCUCUGUCCAGGCUCCGUCCACAGAAGUCUUGGAAAAGAGACUGCGUGACAGACAGACAGAGUCCGAAGAGAGUCUCCAGAAGCGGCUGAACGCAGCUCGUGUAGACAUGGAACUUAGUUUUUAUGUGGCCCCCCCAUCAGGGUAGUAUCCGAGUGCCUCAUAAUCUUUAAUGUAUUUAUUCUCACAACACUCAUGUGAGGUAGGGAAGAGAAGCUAUCCCCAUGUGACAGAUGGGAGAACAGAGACAUGGUGAGGUGAAUGACUUGCCCAAGUUGACAGUCUGGUUUUCUGUUUGUUUUUGUUCUGUUUGUACAGCACCUCGCACGAUGGGGGUCCCAGUCCGUAACUAGGGCUCCUAGAUAAAUAAAUUCACACAGGUAGUCUGUGGUGGAACUAGGACUUGAACCCAGGUCUUCCAAGUCAUAGGCUAGUGUUCUACCCACUGGACCUCUUUCCCUUUAGUUGCAUAGAGUUGUUUAAAAGGAAAAUCCUAGGGCUGCCUCAACAAACUUUAUUUCUGCCUUUAAAUUGCUGAUCCUUUCCUUGUUCUAGCCCAUCUUCCACAUCCAUUCCUCUUACCUGGGAGACUCCUGUGUAGUUUUUCAAUAAUUCUGGGGGCCAUAUAGCAGUCAGUAAGAGUAAUGGCCAUUCUCCUGCUCUUCCAAAGUCUUGUGUUUUCAUCCACUCUAUUUCAUACCUCUGGUGAUUGUUUCAUAAUCUGUUGGAUUUAGACCCUUCAGACUUCAUUUAUGUUGGUCUUGGUUUUGUAAUGAAUUCAGCAGCAAAGCAAUGUUCGUAGUCUCAUCCGUAACAUCUUAUGUCUCAUCGUCAGCUUAAUUUUCAGAAUCCUUCUAGGUCUUAUAAGUGACUCUCUCUCUCCAUGCCAUGUGUUUCCUUUUGUUUUGGUUUCAACUAAGUUCCUGUUUAUUUAGGAUCCUCCAUGAAAUUUUGCUUUCUCUGUAGGGAGUGUGUGCAGAAUGUGCUCUCUCUCUCAAAAAUAUAUGCUCUAGCUCAACCAGAAGAUAUGGGCUUGAUGCAGAAAUUACUGAGCUAUUGGGCUAUUAUGCAGGAAGACCGACUGGAUGAUCAUAAUCGGCUCUUCUGGCCUUAAAAUCUAUGAAUCUGUGCUACAUUCAGCUCUUAGCCUGAUGCAGUUUUAAGACUAGACUUUGAUCUAAGUAGAAUGCAGCAUGCUCUCCUAUAAAACUACUAGCUUGACAGUGGAGAUUCAUAGAUACUAAGGUCAGAAGGGACCAUUAUGAUCAUCUAGCCUGACCUCCUGCACAACGCAGGCCA
This is a messenger RNA of Dermochelys coriacea (leatherback sea turtle), 1792 nucleotides long. RefSeq names its product guanylate kinase 1 (gene GUK1). The coding region runs from base 138 to 641 and encodes 167 amino acids. NCBI's taxonomy places the organism in Eukaryota, Metazoa, Chordata, Testudines, Dermochelyidae. Gene Ontology annotation, molecular function: GMP kinase activity. The transcript is spliced from 6 exons. The record is from RefSeq and is a predicted model, not a curated record. Gene Ontology annotation, cellular component: cytosol. Gene Ontology annotation, biological process: purine nucleotide metabolic process.